AUGAGCGUCAGUGAUAGUGAUAUUUGGGCUUCUGAUUUAGAUUUGGCUUCCAGCGAAUUUCAGCAACAAGAAUCGGCUGAAAUACGGAAACUUCGAUCGGUACAUAAUAAAAGAGGAUAUUUGGACGGCAUCACCUCUGCCAAAGAGGACAAUUUACAAAAGGGAUUCGACAGCUCGUACAGUGUAGGAUCCAACCUUGGUGUUCGCAUUGGUGUGAUUCUAGGUGAGCUACAGAUACUUGCACUUUUACAUGGCGGAAGUGACAAAGCAUUGACCGAGGAUUUCCAACGGGCACAACUAGAACUUCGAAUCAACAAAGUGCUCAGUAAGCAGCAUUUCGACGAAAACUGCAAUCCUAUACAUGUCAAUAGUCCCAUACAACGGUGGGAGAAAAUACUUGGUGACUAUCGAAAUAAGUACCCACGGAUUUCGUCUCGCUAA
Molecule: messenger RNA, 441 nt
Organism: Lachancea lanzarotensis
Lineage: Eukaryota; Fungi; Ascomycota; Saccharomycetes; Saccharomycetales; Saccharomycetaceae
Gene: YAE1
Product: LALA0S07e03730g1_1
Exons: 1
Coding region: 1-441 (146 amino acids)
Source: RefSeq, a predicted model, not a curated record